AUGGCGCCGGAACUUCCGGUCUGUCAAGCAGGCGAGGGCUGCAGCAGGUGGGGCAGCCGACAUGCCCUGCGCAGUGCCAGCAUCGUACCGCCCAAUGCUACUGCUGGUGAUUUCGCCAUCAGCCCAGCAGUGGUGGUGAAGGAGGGCAGCGGGGUGACCAUCUCCAGCACGGGCAUCGCCACCUUCUUCUGCACCACGGCGCUCACGGGCCCGUGCGAUGCUGGUAACCAGUUCUACAUCACCUCCGAGGGCAACAGCUCGCGGGUCUUCGUGCGGUCCUUCAGUCAGCAAGCGGUGGCGUUCUUUCAGAACCGCUGGGUGCGGCUGCCCAUCCUGACAGCUCAGAUCCCACAGGGCGGCACGGUGCUGAACAUCAACCCCGGCGACAACAACCCCACGUACCCCGAGGCCCGCCGCUACGUCGUCUUCAAGACCGGCCCCAACCCCCCCAGCACCUCCUCCUGCUGCCCUGCCAGGGCCAUGCGCCCCCCUCCUCCCCAUCCCAGAACCUAG
This is a messenger RNA of Closterium sp. Naga37s-1, 513 nucleotides long. Lineage: Eukaryota; Viridiplantae; Streptophyta; Zygnematophyceae; Desmidiales; Closteriaceae. The record is from the annotation of a GenBank genome assembly.